GCAGUUCGUCAUAUGGUCUAUGCUGGUCACCCUCGCCUUGGUCGCUUCUGCGCUCGCCGCCAAAAUUCCCGUCUCCAGUCUGCAAAAUAUCAGGUCCACGCCCGGCAAUGUCGCCCCCAACAGGUUCAUUGUCGAGCUGUCCGCGCCUCUGGGGAACACUAAGAGAGAUAUUCUCUCGCGAGAGACACAUGAACUAUUAUACAACCACAUGCGCAAGCGAAGCGUCAGCUUCCAAGUCGACAGAGAAUUCAAUUCACCGGGCGUGUUCAUAGGCGCUGCGGUCACGCUGAGAGACGCCAAUGAUAGAAAUGAGCUCGCUUCGAUGCCUGGUGUACAGGCCAUCCGCCCCGUGAUCAUGGUGCAACCGCCCCAGCCCGUGUCGUCCCAUGUGGUGACUGGAGUGACCGACCCAGCCAUUCCUGCAGACACCGAGUCCACACAUAUCAUCACAGGCGUGGACAAGCUUCAUGCACAGGGCAUCAUUGGCAAGGGCGUCAAGGUUGGAAUAAUCGAUACUGGGAUUGACUGGACCCAUCCGGACCUGGGUGGCGGAAUCGGCCCUGGGUUCAAGAUCAUUGGCGGCUUCGAUUUUGUGGGAGACGCUUUCAAUGGUACCAACACUCCCAUGCCGGACCCAGAUCCAUUAGAUCAGUGCAACGGUCACGGUACUCACGUCGCGGGCAUUAUCGGAGCCAAUCCCGGAAACGCUUUCAAAAUCAGCGGUGUUGCAUUCAAUGCUUCCCUAACUGCAUACAGGAUCUUUGGCUGCAAUGGCACGACUCCUGAUGACAUCAUCGUUGAGGCUCUGCUUCGCGGCGUGAGCGAUGGCCAGGAUAUCUUGACGAUGUCUCUAGGCGGCCCCGACGGUUGGACGGAGGGCACCGCUUCUGUAGUUUCCAGCCGGAUCUCCGACAUGGGCAAAAUUGUUACUAUUGCUGCAGGCAAUGAUGGCGCCGACGGCAUGUUCUUCACCUCAGGCCCUGGAAACGCCAUCGAUUCCAUUUCGGUAGCAUCCCUUGAUAACACUGUAAUCCCGCUGCAGAACGCCACUGUGCUCGGCGUGCAGCAUGACCCCAUCACCUAUUUCGACGCUCUGCCUCUACCUGUCAUUGACACCCUGCCGAUAUUUGCCACGAGCACCGACACGACGGUGGCAGAUGACGCCUGCGACACGCUACCAGACAGCACACCUGAUCUUAGCAGGUUUGUUGUUAUUGUAAGGCGUGGAACCUGCACUUUCGUCCAAAAGUUGACAAAUAUCGCGGCGAAGGGAGGAAAUAUCUCGUUGAUCUACGACGACGGCUCUGGCUUCGAGGACAUCGACGUCGGCAAUUUCACUUCUGCCCUGAUUCAGGCUGCAGAUGGAGAAUUCCUUGUCAAUGAAUUCGCUUCCGGUGCCAACGUCUCCCUGUCGUUCCCUCAGACAGGUGCAAGCACUCAAUUUCCUGACCCCACCGGCGGCCUUAUCUCGUCCUUCACUUCCUACGGUCCGACGAACGACAUGUUCUUUAAGCCCGCCAUCACUGCUCCUGGUGGUAACAUCUUGUCGACCUUCCCAGUCCCGCUCGGCAGCUUCGCCGUACUCUCCGGAACCUCCAUGGCCACCCCGUUCAUAGCCGGUGUCUCUGCCCUGCUUUUCGGUGUCAAGGGUAAUAGUGCCGAGGUCGGACGUGGCGCACGGAACCUCUUCGAGACGACCGCUCAGCUCGUGCCGAGCAGCCUCACAGACGGCGAUCCUUUGCAGACUGCGGCGCAACAGGGCGCUGGACUUGUCAAUGCUUUCCAGGCACUCACUACGAACAUCACCAUCCAACCCGGGGAGCUGCUGACGAACGAUACAGCUAACUUCGUCAGCUUGCACACCUUCACAAUAAAAAAUACUGGAACACAAGCAGAGUUGUUCAAGAUCUCACAUGUACCUGCUGGUACUGCGCUGUCUCUCCAAAAUGGAACCUCAUUCUUCGCCGACGGCCCAGUGCCGCUGUCCACAGACUUCGCUACUAUCACAUUAAGCGAGAGCUCCGUAACAGUCCACCCUGGCCAGACGCAAGAGAUUACCGCACACAUCACACCACCGUCAAGCGCUGACCCUUCUAUUCUGCCCGUCUUCUCCGGCUUCAUCCAGAUCGUGAGCGCGAACGAGACGUUCCAUGUCACGUACCUUGGCGUCGCCGCCUCCCUGAAGGACGUGCAGGUCGUCGAUGACACGAACGUGUUCUUCGGUAUCGACUUGCCGGUGUUGACGGAUCCUGCGGGUGACCUCCUCACGAACGCGACAAACUUCACGUUCGUUGGUGAGGACGUGCCACAGCUGCUCGUGCGCCUCGACUUUGGCACGCCACUCUUGCGCGCGGACCUCGUCGAUCCGAACGAGAAUAUCCCGACGACGCUGAACAAGCGCAGCACGAUGAGCUUCCCGCAAGACGUCGCGGGCGGGACGUCCGCGCAAAUCAAGACCAUCGGGCCGCUGUUCGAGCUCGACUUUCAGCCGCGUAACACAGACGAGAACGACGGCACGGAGUUGAAUGUGUUUGAAUUCGACACGCCGACCUUCGCGAAUGGAUCCACCAUCCCGAACGGUCUGUACAAGGUCCUACUUCGUGCGCUGAAGGUGACGGGAGACCCGACAAACGAGGCAGACUUCGAGAGCUGGUUGAGCCCCAUCAUUGGUGUCGUCGUCCCGAGCAACGCCUCGGACAGCACCUGAAGAUUGAGCGCUGUAGUUCUAGAACUUGAAUAUAUGCCAAUUACAAUGUUACAGUCUAUCCGUAUUCCCGUUAAAUCAAGCAACAGUCUUGGGUAAGCCAUCAGCUCCAAGAAGGGCCUCUUCGGCACCCAGGACCCGAGGGCCAUCUCCUACUCUUGUGUGAAUCAGGCUCUUGACGGCACCAACGCCGAAGGGCUUCGCCACAGCAGUGUUGAAUCCUUCAACGACAGCUCCUCCGACACCAGCUGCGCCAAAGAGCUGGAAAGGAUCCUUGAAGGACUCCGCCUGCGGGAAGUAUUUGACGAUCAUGGACACAAUCUCCUUCACGUUCUCCUUCGGCGUGUAGAUAACCGCGUUCGGGCCUGCAUCGUACGUGUACGCAGCCUUGAACUUGCCACCGUUCGCCACCGAGACGCGGUUGUACUCAGUGACGAGGGCGAUGAUCGCGCGAGAGACGUCGUUCAUGUAAAAGAUCGGCGGGUCCGUGUCGAGGCAGACAGCGUGGAACUGGUUCGAGUCCUGCAUCGUGAUGCGCGCGAAGGCGUCGAAGUCGCGGGCGAGGAUCGCCUGCUUGAGGGCAGCAAUGCGCGCGGGGACGACUUCCUUGAUACGGUGCUGGAGUAGCGGCGAGGUCUCGACGGUGCGCUGCAUGCCCGAUGUCGAGCUCGUGCCCUUCUUGUCGUCUGAGACAACGCAGAUGAGCGCGUGGAUGUCCGGCCAGUGCGACUGCGGUGCGAUUUCGACCGCGAGCGAGUCGCUGCCGUCGGGCGAUAAACCUUUCUUCCACGCCACGUAUCCGCCAAAGAGCGAGCGGCAGGCGGAGCCAGAGCCUUGCCGGGCGAUCAGGGAAAGCUGGGACGGCGUCGCGGGGAGCUUGUAGAGUGCAGCCAGUGAUGCGACGAGGGCCGCAAAGCCGGAUGCAGAGGACGCAAGACCUGCAGCGGUGGGAAAGUUGUUUCGCGAGCAGAUGUGCACCGCGUAUGAGGACAGCUUCGGUUCGGGCGAGUUCUUUCCUUCGACUUCACGCCUCAGCUGCUUCAUCUCCCGGAUGCAUGUCGCAAGCCUUCCGCCCUCCUUGAUUUCUUCUUCGACGCCAUUCAGCCAGAGACGGUCCUUCUCGAAGGACGGAUCUGCACGCGAGGUGGUGGUCGACCGCAGGUGAUCCUGGUCAAGAGUGACCGACAAAGACGAGUUCGUGGGAAGGAUGAGAUUGAUGUCGCGCUUGCCCCAGUAUUUUAUGCAAGCAAUGUUCACGGGUGCAGAUGCGGUAGCCUGGUAAACGGACAUUUCUAGGGCUGUCGAGGUGGAGGUCAA
Molecule: messenger RNA, 4021 nt
Organism: Phanerochaete carnosa HHB-10118-sp
Lineage: Eukaryota; Fungi; Basidiomycota; Agaricomycetes; Polyporales; Phanerochaetaceae
Exons: 19
Coding region: 20-2707 (895 amino acids)
Biological process (GO): proteolysis
Cellular component (GO): cytosol; cell wall; membrane
Molecular function (GO): tripeptidyl-peptidase activity; serine-type endopeptidase activity
Source: RefSeq, a predicted model, not a curated record